AUGAUGAUGAUGAUGAUAACUUUGCUCUCGGUCGUGUGCGUGUGUCAAUUAUCAAGAAGAAUAUCGAACAACAAGGAAAAAAAAAUCAUCAACAUCAACAUCAAUACCAACAACCACCAUCAUCAUUAUCAACUACAACAACUAGAAGUAUCAUCAACAACUAGUAAACAACUUAUUAACGAAUUGAGAGAGAUGUCAGCCCCAGCGUAUUAUGAACUUUAUAGAAGAUCAACCAUAGGAGUAACAUUAACCGAUGCAUUAGAUACAUUAAUUUCCGAUGAAAAAAUUCAACCACAAUUAGCAAAUAGAAUACUUAAUAAUUUUGAUCGAAUUAUUGCAGAAAAUUUAAAAAAUGAAAAUAAUUUAGCUAAAUCAAAAUUAGUAUUUAAAGGAGAUUUAGAUACUUAUAGAUUUUGUGAUGAUGUUUGGACAUUUAUUAUUAAAAAUGUCAUUAUUAAAUUAAAUGAUGUAUCUAAAGAUACAAGUAGUAAUAGUAAUAGCAAUAAUAAUGAUUCUUCUAAUACAACAACGUCAAAUAGUAGUGGGAAAGAUAAAGAUAAAGAUUCGGGUGAUUUAGAAUUAAAUGUUGAUAAAUUUAAAAUAGUUGCUUGUAAUUCAAGAAAAGCUGGGGAUAUAUAA
This is a messenger RNA of Candida tropicalis MYA-3404, 639 nucleotides long. RefSeq names its product transcription initiation factor IIA subunit gamma (gene TOA2). Gene Ontology annotation, biological process: transcription initiation at RNA polymerase II promoter; RNA polymerase II preinitiation complex assembly. Gene Ontology annotation, cellular component: transcription factor TFIIA complex. Gene Ontology annotation, molecular function: TBP-class protein binding; RNA polymerase II general transcription initiation factor activity. The coding region runs from base 1 to 639 and encodes 212 amino acids. NCBI's taxonomy places the organism in Eukaryota, Fungi, Ascomycota, Pichiomycetes, Serinales, Debaryomycetaceae. The record is from RefSeq and is a predicted model, not a curated record. The transcript has a single exon.